Messenger RNA from Octodon degus (degu), 4108 nucleotides. It is a transcript of the gene Ncs1, whose product is annotated as neuronal calcium sensor 1. The coding region runs from base 53 to 625 and encodes 190 amino acids. The transcript is spliced from 8 exons. Gene Ontology annotation, molecular function: calcium sensitive guanylate cyclase activator activity; calcium ion binding. The record is from RefSeq and is a predicted model, not a curated record. NCBI's taxonomy places the organism in Eukaryota, Metazoa, Chordata, Mammalia, Rodentia, Octodontidae.
CCGGGGGCGCCCUGCCCGGUCCGGCCCGGGGGCGGGGGCGCGGCUGCCGAGGAUGGGGAAAUCCAACAGCAAGUUGAAGCCCGAAGUUGUGGAGGAGCUGACCAGGAAAACGUACUUUACCGAGAAGGAGGUGCAGCAGUGGUACAAGGGCUUUAUCAAGGACUGCCCCAGUGGCCAGCUGGACGCUGCUGGCUUCCAGAAGAUCUACAAGCAGUUCUUCCCGUUCGGAGACCCCACCAAGUUUGCUACGUUCGUCUUCAAUGUCUUCGAUGAGAACAAGGAUGGGCGCAUCGAGUUCUCCGAGUUCAUCCAGGCACUCUCGGUGACCUCCCGGGGAACCCUGGAUGAGAAGCUACGGUGGGCCUUCAAGCUCUAUGACUUGGACAACGACGGCUACAUCACUAGGAACGAGAUGCUGGAUAUCGUGGAUGCUAUCUACCAGAUGGUGGGCAACACCGUGGAGCUGCCCGAGGAGGAGAACACACCUGCGAAGAGGGUGGACCGGAUCUUUGCCAUGAUGGACAAGAAUGCGGACGGGAAGCUGACACUGCAGGAGUUCCAGGAAGGGUCCAAGGCAGAUCCCUCCAUUGUGCAGGCGCUGUCCCUCUACGAUGGGCUGGUAUAGUCCUGGGUCCAGAGCUGGGACGCCCGGGAACACUCGCCUCUCCCGUGCCCACCCGGCCUCCUUCCGCAGCCACACACAGUCGGCCGCCCUUGACCCAGGAGGCCUGGCUCUCCCGCCCCCUGCCCCGCGCCCACCGCCACCUGAAGCCACCAGCUCCAAUUGCCAGCCGCCUCCGCUUGUCUGAAACACGACAGCCGAACCAGAAAAGGCUCCAGCCCUCCACAGAUCCCAGGACUCGCUGCUUGGCGCGGCGGCCUCCUCCUUCCUCCUGGCCUGCGUGCGCUUUGGUUUUUUAUUUCAAAUGGAUGUUUUAAACAGAAAAACAAAACAAAACAAAACAAAACAAAACUACCUUCCGUCUCAGAAGACACUGACCGAUUUGGAGAAGGCCUCGGGACUCAGAGAACCUGCUGGGCCUGGCCGCCCUGCAAAGGUGGCCAGGCUGGGCCACCCGGGAGGCAGCUCGGCUCCUCUUCUGGAUGUAAGGCCGCCGAGAGGCUGGGAUGGUGGCUGGUGACGCCUGUUAUUUUUUUGUGAUAACAGUAUUGUGCUUUUGUGGGGAAAGUGAGGUUUUUUUUAAUCCUCGUAUAUAACUGACAUCCUUUAUUUAUUGGUAGUUAACAUUGCUGCUGCCCCUGCGCCCCGACGGUCGUGUGUCCACACCACACUCGCUUGGUGAGGUUCAGGCCUGCAGCGGCCAAGAAGCCAAAAACCACUUUUUUUCCUCUUCAGAUACUGUGCUUGCUGUCUGCAAAGGGGCAGGGGGGGCUCCCCAAGGCUCGCACACCGUCCCCCCGCCAGCUCCUCUGGGCCCUCGUGCCGGCUGCUCCCUGCCUCCUUUCUUCUGCCCCCCUCUGGUCUGGGACAGUUUUUUCUUUUUUAGCUUAAGGACAAGCAGGCAACACACCUGUCCCUUUCUCCUGCUUGGUGUUGGCAGCUGUGUGGGAAAGGAAUCGUCCGUCCCCGUGGGCAGCCCCACACAGGUCAAGGGCGCUGCUGCUUUCUCGCGGAGACUGGUGGGAGGGUGAAUGUUGUCCCCGAGUCCCUCCUGUGCUUCUUGCCCCUUCCAGCUGCCUCCUGCAGGGACUGCAUGGCGUCCUGCCUGGUGGCUCUGCCCAGGCGCUGGAGGGAAGCCUGGAGGAGAGGCGCUUCCUGCCCCUCACAGCAAACUUCUCUGGGAUGGCCUUGAAGUGUCCCCAAGAGUGCCAGAUGAACCUGCAGCAGUCUGCGGCCGAACCUGCCCCUUGCUUGGUGGCUGCAGGACUGCCUGUGGCCUCUCAGGCCCUAGCCGGGUCACUGAGCAGGGCUGGGAGGGUGGCCUGGGACCCCUGAGUGUGCAGCUGCCUUUCUAGCUUGACACUGUGCAUUCGGAGCUUGGAAUCCUGUCACCUGUGUUUGCAGCGCUGGGGCCUGUGGUUGGGGUGGCCCGGCACCUGCACAGGUGGGCGCUGUCACAGUCACAGUGUCAUCCAGCUGGCUCUUGGCCCACACCUUCAGGUGUAUGUGGCUGUGGGUUGCUGGUAUGUGGGGUCUGGCCCAGGGCCCAGUGUGGCCCAUGACACCUUGCACCUCCCUGCAGUGCUCCCAGCCCCAACUUGUCCUCACCGAUGGUCCCUGGCCGGAAGUGUGCUUGCAAGCAGGGAAGCGCAGGCUGCAGUGAGUCCUGGCUUCCUCUUAGUGAAGAGCAUGGCCCCUGGGCCACCCUCAAGAGGGCCAGAGCUGGCCUUCGGUCUUGCUCCAGAGGUCCUCAGUCCCAUCUCUGCCCCAGGGGCCAGAGCCCCCCUGCCAGCACCCAGAAGACAUUUCCUGCCAUAGGGCAGCGUGGCAGAGCCUUCAGCUGCUUUCUGUCUCCACUAUCAGCCCGGAUCCCGAAGGAGACCCCCCAGGGUGAUUUGGGGAGGGGGUCUUCUGGGGCUCCCCUAGGAUGGCUUCCUACCCAGCCACCAGCCAGGAGGUCUGAACCUGACCAUGGUCACUGUAGCAUUUGCGUCCCACUCCUGCCAGGCCCAUAGGACCCAUGGCAGGGGUGGCUGCGUGGCCCGGGGCUGCAGGGUGACUGUGGGCCCAUCCUGGCCAUCUCACCUCGGCUUUGCAGAAGCCAUGCUGGCCUCUGGCCAAGCAGGGGCCAAGAGGCUGCUGUCUAACCAGGAGGCAUGUCCAGGUUUAGCACGUGCUCUCUCUCACUGGCACCUCAUUCCUAGUCACUCCCACAUCAGCCAGGCCUUCUCCCAGCACCCCAGCCUGUCUGGUGGAGCCACAGGUGUGGUUUUGGUCUUGGCAGGUCCUGUCCUUGAGGACGGUGGCCUAGCAGGCCCAUGCCUCAGACACACCUUUGGCUUAUGCCCUGAGAAGCCCAGAGUUGCCUGCAGGGACACCCCCUUCCUGGUGGGUAUCUGGACACUGGCCAUUUCCGCUCCAGGCCACUUCUGUUUCUGUCCCUUCCUGUUGCCAGCCCUGUAAAUGUGGCAGCCUCUGGGUUCCAGGGUGACCCCGGUGUGCUUUCCACUUGCGGUCCCACCCUGGUUGAUGCCCCUCUGUUCCCCUGCAGAGCCACGAGCCCCCGGGCCCCAGGAGCAGGGCCCUGCCUCUUCUCCAGCAUCUACUUCCCACUUUGUGUUGAUGGUGACUUAGGAAAUGUCACGAUUUUCCAGUAUUUAACCAGGCAACUUUUAAAGUAACAUCCAGGCGAAUGUGUGUCAUCUCUGUAUUGAUGUCUCUUCUAAAGGCUUUACAGUUUGACAGCUAAUGUCCUAGACAGGAGUCUCUGGGCUCUUGGGGACAUGCUUUCUUCUUGGGGGGAGGAGGGAAGGACGCUCAGGGACCCCUGGAGUCUCUCCAGAUGUUCUGAAGGGAAGGCUGCCGCAUCUUCCCAGGGCAAGGUCCCCUUUGACAGGCUCCAAGGACGCGCAGGGGCUCCCCCUGCUGGUGAUGGGCGGCAACAGCGUCUGGGCCCCCAACCCCACCCAGCAGGGUGGAGGUCAGCUGCAGGGGCUGGGCUCCGUCGGCCGCUUGAUUGGCAAAGUGUCGCCCAGGUGCCCUCUGAGGCCGGCUCAGGGGCUAGCGAGUCACUUAGCCCAGGGGCACUGAUGGGAAGCAAGCCUUGACCGUCCUCCCUCCUUUAUUAUUUUUUUAAAAUACCUGCGGAAUAAACCCAAUGGUUACUUUUUGAAUGAAUAAAAGGCUUUUGUUGAAUAAACAGCUGGUCCCAUCUCUGUCUUAUCCCCGGCCUUCAGACUCGGCUUCGUCUCCCGAGGCCGAGGGCGGGUGGGACACGCCCUGCCCGCAUCGCCUGGCUGCAAGCUUCCUCUAGGACUCGGGGAAAGGCCCUUCUGGGGCCUCAGUUUCCCCAUCCCGCACGUAGGAACACGGCCGCCUCCCAGGGCCGUUAAGGACUAGGGUGACCAGAGGACCGGGGUGCGUCCCGCUGUGCUUGCUCGUGUCCUCUCCUGCUUGCCUUCCCAGCUUCCCGGACUCUGUUCGGGC